Messenger RNA from Tupaia belangeri chinensis (Chinese tree shrew), 597 nucleotides. Its product is annotated as RNA polymerase II elongation factor ELL2-like. The transcript has 2 exons. Lineage: Eukaryota; Metazoa; Chordata; Mammalia; Scandentia; Tupaiidae. Gene Ontology annotation, biological process: positive regulation of transcription elongation by RNA polymerase II; snRNA transcription by RNA polymerase II; transcription elongation by RNA polymerase II. The coding region runs from base 91 to 597 and encodes 168 amino acids. The record is from RefSeq and is a predicted model, not a curated record. Gene Ontology annotation, molecular function: cis-regulatory region sequence-specific DNA binding. Gene Ontology annotation, cellular component: transcription elongation factor complex.
CAGUGAAGGAAAUUCAGAUCACUGUGAAGACACGUAGGAACGAGGGUAAAGCUCUCUUAGAUCUCAAAAUCUGGAUAAUGACCAAGAACAAUGGAUAGAUAUAACUGUUUCACAACCUCUGGAGGCAGAGUGACGGGGGAAAUAGUAUAUCAGGAAGGAAAGGUGGUAAAGGAAGAGGCACGUAGCAUAGAGCCAGGGCAGUACAAUGCAACUGUGCUACCCAGGAGACUUACCAGCUCAGUCAUCCAGGUGAUUGACUCUUACCAGAACCACAAAGGUGUAGUACCUCCUCAAGCUUCUCAUCAGUUCCAAGGACACCAUGAGCUUAUAGAAAUCCCCCCAAACAAUCCAUGCAUGAAUGUACACAACUUUAACUUUCAGUUGUCAGAUGUGAGUAUAUACAACCAGCAAGACAGAGUUGACCAUAUCGAACAAAAUAUUUCAACCUGUGGUCUCUCACAAUUCAGUUGCCUACAGUUGUUACAAGAUGAAAAGACCAUGUAUAGAAGCAACAGCUCUUAUCAGAUGACACAAAUAAGAACAGCUCAGACUGAAAAGGAAUCCUUCAAUAAGUGGCAAAAAUUUAAAAAACCCUAA